AUGGAAAAUCAAGCAGAUUACAAUCAAGAGCCCAAGGGAUUUGAUAUGAUUAAUCUGGAAUCAGACCGAGAUGAACCCGCAAAGCUAUCUCCACCUACUCAGUUUGAAGGAUUCCAAAAUCAAAACUUAGGACAACAAAUUCAGACUCCUCGAAAAGCAAGAUGCUGGGAAUUAGAAUAUUUCAAACCAUUUUUUGAUGUAGACUCUGUUACUGUGUUUUAUCGAAUCCGCAAAGCAAUUUUGCCAUGGCAGACUUCAACAUUUUUUGAAGAUAAACUGCCUGAUCUCUAUUGCCCAUUCUGAACUGCUACAACAUUAAUUUUUUUAUUAGCAGCAGCUGGGAAUUUCUCUACAGAUAACCCAUUUGAGCCUCAUAAAUUGGUGACAGGAAUUGCACUGGUGUACAGUUUGGUUUUUUUGAUACCUACAAUUUGUUAUUUUAUUCUGUCUCAUAGUGGCAGCCAAGUUAAAUUUCUCGAACUUUUAUCAAUAUAUGGUUACUCUUAUGUGAUUUUUUUGCCUACUGUAUUACUGUGUGCAAUCCCUUCGUCAGUAUUCAGAUGGGUGUUAAUGAGCCUUGCAGCAGUAUGGUCAGGGAUUCUGCUAGUCAAGAAUUAUUGGAAUGAAAUAGAAAUUAUGAGCCAAGUAGCAAAAAUUGGGGUUGGGGUAAUAGGACUAGGAGGACACAUAACUAUAAUGCUGAUGGCAAAUCUUUACUUUUUUGAGUAG
Blepharisma stoltei is the source of this 729-nucleotide messenger RNA. Lineage: Eukaryota; Ciliophora; Heterotrichea; Heterotrichida; Blepharismidae. The record is from the annotation of a GenBank genome assembly.